Trypanosoma theileri is the source of this 4218-nucleotide messenger RNA. RefSeq lists its product as uncharacterized. Lineage: Eukaryota; Euglenozoa; Kinetoplastea; Trypanosomatida; Trypanosomatidae. The record is from RefSeq and is a predicted model, not a curated record. Bases 1 to 4218 code for a protein of 1405 amino acids. The transcript has a single exon.
AUGAGUGCUUCUCCUCAACGAGAGCAGAAUAUAUUCUCCGAGAGAAUUCGUAACUUACGCCGUCGCAUUGACCGUGCCAGACCUUUUUUCCAGCAGUAUGAAAGAGGUGAACUGCGUGUAAUGACGAGUGAACAGAAACGACAGAUUGGAAUGUACACAAUCUGGCUUUCGGAUCUUGAAGACUUAAAACAGGGGCGUGUACCACCUGUGCGAAAGUGUGAGUUCCCAAAAGAUGACGAUAUAAGGCAUAGUGAAGGCGAUGUCAAUAAUAAAAAAGUAUUGGGAACAACAACAGUAGAAAAAGAAGAAGAAAUAGGAGAAGUAAAAGAUCUUCCAGAGGAGACCCAUACUGUUGUGAAUCAAUAUUCUAUAGAAGCUGAUCCUCUUUUCAUGGAGAAAGUGGAAUCAGAAGAUAAUGAAGAAAAGAAAGAAAUUAAAGAAGAAGAAGAGGAAGAAGAAGAAGAAAAAGAAGAAGAAAAGCAAAAGACUUCGACAAGUCGAGAAAAUUCGGGACCCAGAAAAAAGAAUAACACCAUCGAUGAUGAUCUUAUUGGGGAUCCUGAGACUGAUAAAGAGCGGCUUGUACGUCAUCUUCGUACUCUCUCUUCUUCUUCGGCGCGGGAAUCCUUUCUUAGAAGGUAUGUGGAAAGAGUAACCAACACGGAGGAACUACAAAGUGUGAUUAAGCGUUUUGAAACGGCUAAUAAUGUGCGACAGAAAAUUCUUUCGGGUUCCGUUAAUCGCGUAUCUAAAGCACAGUUGGAUAAAGUUAGUGAACUUUCAGAACUGCGUCGUACCAUGAACUUCCUUAAGCAACAGAAGAAAAAAGAACAGCGGCGACUCGAGACUUUUCUUCUACAGUGUUUAAAGGAAAGUGAGGAAGAGGAAGUGGAAGUGGAAGUGGAAGUGGAAGAAGAACAAGUAAAGGAGGAGAAUAUACCAACACUCAAUAAAGAAGAAACAACAGAGAGAGUAAAAGAAGAAGAAGAAGAAGAAGAGGGUACAGUCGAUACUACUCUUUCUUGUAAUCUACAGCCUGUGCCCUCUAUAGAUGUUGAAUUGCCAGAGAAGAAUGAAUGUUUAGAUGAAGAAGAAAACAGAUUAUCGUUACAAGGAUUAAUACCUACUUCGAAUCUUUUAGACUCAUUGACUAUUGAAACGUCUGAUAGUGAUAAAUUCAAGUUAGAUGAACUGAGAGAUAUAACAAAUGAUAAUGAGGGUUUAAUUGUUGAAAAAAGUAUUGAAAAAGAGAAUGGUCUUGUUGGAAAUCUUACAACAUCUGAGAGAAGCAGUAUCUGUGGGUCUACCACUGUUACUCCUGCGAUAACUUCUCCCGGUGUUAGUCACGGAGCUUGUAUUAGUAGUAGUAGUAAUAUGAGUGAAAGAGAACAAAUUCAGAGGAGUACCAUUGACUGGUCAAAACUAAAAUAUACCAAAAACAGUCUUCGUUUGGAAAUAAAGACAUUAAUACCUCUAGAAUCACCAUCGUCACCAGAUCAAGAAAAACAACAACAACAACAACAACAACAACAACAACAACAACAACAAUGUCUUCAACAUAAUGAGGAUGUCAGUACUUCUUUGAAUGAUGAGGAAACUACUCCAAAUGUAUACAGUAAUAAGAGACGUGGUAGACGAAGGAAAAGUAGAUGGGAAGGUAAAACAAGAAAUACAGUGAAGGAUCCACUUGAUUAUAUUCGUUUGCAUAUUCCAUUCCGUAACAGAUGUGAAGAUCACAAGAUGGAUAAGCAAAAUAUGAAUACCGAGGUUGUAGAAUCUCAAACUUCUUCUUCUAUUGCUGUGCUUAGGCGUUUAGAGAGGGAACUUCGGUAUAUUCAACGUCAUCCUGUUCCGUGUGUUUCAGUUGUUUUAACACAUAACUUAUACUCUGAUAGUAAUGAUAGCAACACUACUGAUGUUAGUUGUGGUGAUGAUACAAUGAUUGCGAAAUGGAUCCUACAUGUUUCUCCCUCUGAUGGUCCACUUUCUGGUCAAGUGAUUCAAUUAGUUGUUGCAUUUUCAGCGUUAUACCCAUUUGUUCCUCCACUUGUUUAUUCAACUGUGUUUCUCCCACUGUCAUCUGUAAUGAUUUCAGAGAGUGGACAGUCUAAUACGCUGCGACUUCCGUGGACGUGUAGUACACCUACACCAAGUCGUAGUGGGAAGAAUAGUAAAGAGAUUUGGGGUGAAGGAUGGAAACCAAAUUAUAAUAUUCGUGGUUUGUUAUUUCAAACCCAAAAUUUUUUUGGGUCUUCUGCUUUUACGGCUUCCUGUAAUGCACUUGGAGAGGACUUAUAUCGUCAGAGUAUUACAGAGGCAAGAUUAGCAUGUGGAAAACAAGCAGCUAGCUUUGUUAAUGAAGACGCUAAUAAUAAAGAGAAUUCUCUCUCAUAUAGGGUAUUAGAAGUAGUGAAUGGUCCAUUUUUGAUUUCUAAGCAGAUCGAAGAAGCUACAAAAGAAAAUAAAAAAGAAAAAGGAGGAGACACGAAUACAUUAUUGAAUGUUGAAAAAAAUGGGAGUAACUAUCGUCAGACUAUUCAUUACUAUGAAGAAGGAAUAGAAGGUGUAAUUCAAGGACCUUUUGUGGGUUGCUGGGGACAUCUGUUGAUGAUGUCUACUUCAGUAGUCUUAGAGGACAAGAUGGAAAUUUCUCCUGCAGAAGAAAGAAUAAAUAUGGAACCUGUUCUCCAACUUCGUCUAACGACUUGUAUGGGGGACUCUUUGCCAAAACUGGAACUUGUAUGUUUUUCGCAGCGUUCACUAUCAAGGAAAGAUAUACAUUGGGCAGAAUUGGCUUUAGAGGAAACAGAGGAAGAACGUAAAGAUGAGAAGAAAUUAAAUGAUGAUGACAAUCAAGAACCAGAAAAACAAGAAGAAAGACAACGAGGACGUGCUUCAUCAGGUAUUCUCUCACGAUUUACUGUAGACUUUGGAAAAUGUAAUAAUGAGAAGAGUGUCUUGGUGAAGUUUUUCUUUUCAGACGCUGCUCAAAUGUCUCCUCCAUCUUGUGUAAAGGCUGAAGAGAUGGGAGAGUCGCAUGUAUACCUUCCGUCCAAUAGUUCUUUUCUUCACAAAAAAGGAGAAUUAAUACCUCUUGCUUGGGCUAUUCUAUUGCAUGUGGACGAUGGAACAUCAUCAACUGCCAUUUUCUCAAUGUUUUCGGGGGAGUAUAUCUCAGAAAAUGAAAAAAUAUUUGUGAAUGAUAAUAAUUUCACUAGCAUUAGUGUUGCAGAUGUUGUAAAUAAUGUGGACCCAAAUCACACUGAAAAUGUAGAUAAUAAUAAUAAUAAUAAUAAUAAUAAUAAUAAUAAUAAUAAUAAUUCUACAAGUGAAUCUCUUGGUAUGCCACUAUAUUGUGUUGCUUCAUUGGAUACUGAAGCAAGUACAGAUUUACUUGGUGUUUUGUGUGAAGUCUCUUAUCCAAUGUCAGUGUCAGGCAACUAUGUUCCUGAGAAUAUUGAUGUCCAUUCUAAUAUGGUUGUAAGUGAGGGUGUUUGUAAUGCCUGUUUUACUUCUUCUAUUAGAGGAAAUAAGUUCUUCAUACUUUCCACACCUCUUGCUGCAUGCAAUUUUUAUUUACCUUUGGCGAACCUGUUUUCACCUUUACCACCGGAGAAAUUAAAUUCUCUUAAACUUAGUAUUUCACAAUUGUACCGUAAUCCAGAGGCAUCAACAGCUUAUAUACCUCCCUUUAAGGUUGCACAGAGUUUACACUUUUUUGCACUUGUUCUUAGGAGUCUUGGAAAUGAGUGGAUAAUGCUUUUAAACUCUUCUACAACGGGAAUUAUUACUACAGAGAUGCGUUUGUUGAGAACUGUGUACACUCGUAUUUUAUAUACCUUUCAACAGCUCGUUAGAGAUGAAGCCAAACUCCUAGAUUUAUGUAACAUUAUUACAACUAGUGAAAAUUUCCUGAAACGAAAAUCCACUGUUUACAAGUCCGUUAACGUUGAUUCUUUAGAUGAGAUAUCUUUUUUGGAGGGGCUUUUGGCGUUAUGGGUUACCCAAUGCAUUCCAUGCCGAGAUGCUGCUAACAUUAUAUGUACUGUUGAUGCUUCUAAGGAUUGCACUACCAGUGUAUCUCGAGUGGUGGAAAAGCGUUGGUAUGACACCACUACUGAGUUGAUUACCUAUUUGAAAGGGGAGGGAAAAGAAGAUUUAUUAAUCAAGAUUCAAUUCCACAUUGGCCUAAUUACUGCUGUCACAAUAAAAGAAUAA